Messenger RNA from Rotaria sordida, 1278 nucleotides. The record is from the annotation of a GenBank genome assembly. Lineage: Eukaryota; Metazoa; Rotifera; Eurotatoria; Philodinida; Philodinidae.
AUGUCUCAAUAUCCUUGUACAAUAACUGAAUGUCCACGUAUAUCAAGAGUAUUAUGUUAUUGUUGUAAAAAUAAUUAUUGUAUUGAACAUUUAAAAGAUCAUAAUGAUAUAUAUUUAUCUCAAUUAUAUCAAUUAACAAAUGAUAUAAAUAAAUUAUCGGAAUAUUUUCGUGGACAAUAUCGUCAACAACUUGAUCAAUGGCGACAUGAAUCACAUCAAACAAUUGAUUUAUAUUAUGAAAAAAAAUGUCAAGAAUUAGAUAAUAAAAUUAUACCAAAUGAAAUAUUAAAUCAAAAUCGUCAAGUUAUUGAAUGGAUUAAAUUAAAAAUUAGUCAACUUAUACGUGAACAAAAUACAACACAAGAACAAAUUGAUUCAUUAAAAGCUGCAAUAAAUGCUGUUAAACGUGAAAUUGAACAUAUAUUAAAAGAAAAUUUUCAAUUAAAUAUACCAUCAUUAAUUCUUGAUGAAAAUUUUAUUCAAAUAGAAAAUUUUAAUUUAAAUUCAACAAUUAAAUCAUUAUUUUUAACAAAAAAUUUAAUAACAGAUAAUUCUAUUGUAAUGACAAAUAGUUCAAAAUAUUUUUUAAUUAAUCAACAAUCAAAUUUAUGUUUAUAUGAUAAAAAUUUAAAUAUAAUUAAACAAAUUCGAUGGGAAUAUGGUUGUAUAUGGGAUAUGUGUAUAUUUGAUAAUCUUUCAAAAUUUAUUCUUGUUUCAGAAAAUGGAAUAUUUACAUUAGAUGAACAAACAAUGAUAAUUGAACAAAUUAAAAAUUUAUCAAUAUUAAAUAAAUUUUGGUAUUGUUGUACAUGUUCAGAUAAAAGUUUAUUUUUAGCUACACAACAAUUAAAUACAACAAUAUAUGAAUAUAUUUUAAAACAAAAUAAUUUUUUAUUAAAACGACAACAAAUAUGUUGUUCAAAUAACGAAUAUAUUGAACAUAUGAAAUCUACAAAAGAUUUAUUAGCUUUAAUUAUUUUAAAUGAUUUAACUAAUGAAAGACAUUUUAAUAUGCGUUCAAUAUUAACAUUUGAUCAACUUUGGACUAUUUCACUUUCUAUAAAUGAAAAAAUCAAUAUUGUAUCAUGUUGUUCAUUAAAUGAAAAAGGUUGGUUAAUUGUUGAUAUUGCUCAAACACGUCUUAUUUAUAUUAAUAAUCAAGGAUAUAUUAAACAAAGUAUUACAUAUAAACCAUCACCUCACUAUGCUGUUCAAUUUGAUGAUAAUAUUCUUGCUAUUUUAACUGAACAUGGCAUUAAUUUACAUAAAAUACAAUAA